AUGGCAGCCCAUAGACUGCAGAGGUAUGCAGUUUUUCUCGCUGGUUAUACUUUUACUAUUGAAUUCGUGGAGGGAGGGAACAAUGGCAAUGCGGAUGCCUUAUCCCGAUUACCACUUGAGGGGGGGAUUGCUGAUUUAGAUAUUUGUGAGAAAAUUCAGAGGGACAAGGUAUUAAAAAAAGUUUUUUUGUUUUUGAAGUCGGGAAAAUUGCCUAAUUCCAGUAAUGAAGUAAAGAGGAUAUUAAGCCGUAUUUUAAUAUGA
Macrosiphum euphorbiae (potato aphid) is the source of this 261-nucleotide messenger RNA. The record is from the annotation of a GenBank genome assembly. Lineage: Eukaryota; Metazoa; Arthropoda; Insecta; Hemiptera; Aphididae.